AUGUUCCUUCUGAUUCUAUCAGUUCUACACACUGUUCUAGCUGUUUUGGGAGUCAUUUUCAACUCGAUUCUGAUAUUUUUAACAGCUUUUAAAAGUCCAAAGUCAAUUGGAACAUUCUCAAUAUUGCUUACUGUAAGAGGAUGCACAGAUGCGUUGGCUUGUAUUUUUGAUAUUUUCAGUCAAUCAAGACCAAUUCCCAGUGGAUUGACACUAGGAAUUGCUUCAACUGGAAUCUGUAAAUAUCUGAAUGCGUGGUCUUGUUUCCUUGGCUACAGCCUUCAACUCCAUUUCCAUUGUUUCUCAUUCCAUCUUCUGAUUCUUUGUUUCUUAUUCCGUUACUAUGUUCUCCUGGAACGAUAUCCAAAAUCUAACCAACUCAUUUUUCUCAUGUGUCUUUUCUAUUUUCCAUCUUUCUUCCAAGCACUUUUCGUUCUCAUCGACAAUAACAAACCAGAAGAUGUCCGCCAGUUAGUUCAAAUCCAUCAUCCCGAAUAUGAAUUGAAAGAUGUUAUCGUAAAUGGACACGUCGAUCUUCGAGAUUUCCCAUGCUUAUUUUCAUAUUUGCUCAUGUUGAUUCCUAUAAUUCCUGGAUGUGUCUUAAUUCACGUUCUCCGUCGAAAAAUUCAUUGCAAACUACGGAAUGCUAUACUGCGUCCGGAAGUGAGAGAAAAACAUAGACAGUUGACAUUUGCUCUGACAGUUCAAACUUUGAUACCAGUUGCUUUUGUUCUGUCCACAGCUGCAUUUCUUCUGGGUCAACUGAGAAUAAUCGAGUCUCCAAUUCUGGAAAGUUCCACUCUUCUCUUCGCUGUAAUUGUUCCAGUAAUCAACCCAAUUCUGGCAAUUGCCCUCAUCAGACCAUAUCGAGAAACAAUUAUGAGAAAAAUAGGGCUGGAUCCCAAAGAGUGGCAAUUCAUGUCGAAAGAUUGCUCAGUUGCUCCAGGGGAUUCUCGUUCAUCGAUGUUCGGAAGUUUUGAUAAUUCAUCAGUUGCUUCUGUUACUUCUGUUAACUCAAAGUUUACUAUCACUGGAGAAAUGAAUCCGUUUGAUUGA
Molecule: messenger RNA, 1053 nt
Organism: Caenorhabditis remanei
Lineage: Eukaryota; Metazoa; Nematoda; Chromadorea; Rhabditida; Rhabditidae
Exons: 3
Coding region: 1-1053 (350 amino acids)
Source: RefSeq, a predicted model, not a curated record